This is a messenger RNA of Paracoccidioides brasiliensis Pb18, 2784 nucleotides long. RefSeq names its product ATP-dependent protease La. Gene Ontology annotation, molecular function: ATP binding; ATP-dependent peptidase activity; serine-type endopeptidase activity. Gene Ontology annotation, cellular component: peroxisomal matrix. The record is from RefSeq and is a predicted model, not a curated record. The transcript is spliced from 3 exons. Gene Ontology annotation, biological process: protein catabolic process; protein targeting to peroxisome; protein quality control for misfolded or incompletely synthesized proteins. Bases 1 to 2784 code for a protein of 927 amino acids.
AUGGGUACCAAUUCUUCGCGAACAACAAACCUCGCAUUGCUGGCCCUGGCCAAGGAUUCGGUUCUCCUGCCAGGUGUCACCCUCCGCAUCCCCCUCUCCGACCGUGCUGAUAUCCCUCUUCUCCUGACCUCUCUCUUCAGCAAAACCUCCUCAAAAGCCGGAAAUGCUACCCUUGUUGGCUGUGUCCCCCUCAGCUCGCCGUUUCUGAGCAGGGAUGGCAAGCAACUGCUGGAGAAUGGGGACGCAGCAAGUGCACGAUCAGAGGCUUCCCGGACAGUGGAGCCAUCCAAAGCUUCCAAGAACGAUAUCUUCGGCUAUGGCACUGUGGCUAAGGUAGUUGGUGUUCAGGGGAGACCAAAUAGCGAACCAUAUCUGCUCGUAGAGGGAUUGAGGAGGUUUUCGAUUCGCAAGGUUACCAGGGAAAGUCCAUAUCUUGAGGCUGAUGUUACUCUACAUGAUGAGAUCGCCCCUAUUGCCACCGACCUAGAAAUUGUGAAUCUGUUUGAUCAGGUCAAACGUUUGUCAAGAGAACUUUUGGCCUUCCUUAGACUUACCUCCUUCUUUUCCCAGCAGACAGCGGGUAUCUCGCCCUUGCUUGCUAGACGAUUCGAGCUUUUCAUUGCCAAAAAGAAUAUCUCCCAAGCAGGUAUGCUCGCUGAUUUUAUGGCUGAUGUGGUGGAAACUAGCUUCGAAGAAAAACUACAGCUUCUUGCCUCAGUAGAUCUGAAGGCUAGACUGGAAAAAGUUGUCGAACUUUUGUCCAGACAGGUUCAAGGCAUGAGGAAUAACAUCAAGGUGACUUCCGUCACCACGUCGAGCAACCCCUCAAAUUUUGGCGUUGAUAUCAACCAAUUGGAUCCCCGCCAAAGAGAACUUCUUGCCAGACGCUCUAUGGCGGGAAUGAAUGGGUUUCCAUCCGGCAUCAAUGGAGGCUUUGGUGAUGGUGGAGAAGAGAAGGAGCCAAACGAAAUUGAUGAACUACAACAGAAGCUUCAGGAUGCUCAGUUGAGCCCUGAAGCCCAGAAGGUAGCAGACAGAGAACUCAAGCGGCUCCGUAAGAUGAACCCUUCCAACGCCGAAUAUGGAGUUUGUCGAACGUACUUGGAAAACAUAGCCGAGAUUCCUUGGACCAAAGUCACUGAAGACCAGCUGGGGGUGGAAACGCUCCAGAAAGCUAGAAAGCAGCUUGACGAUGAUCAUUACGGCCUAGAGAAAAUUAAAAAGCGACUUCUGGAGUACUUGGCUGUCCUCAAGUUGAAACAGACCCUCAAUAAGGACGUUGAGAACCAAAUUUCGAAACUCUCCACGGAUUUAGCUGCUAUUGAAAACAAGGGUGAUGAAGCUGAAUCUAAUUCUGACGCUAAGAGAGAUGCUAUGGAAACCAAACUGCAGCUUCUCAAGGCGAAGCGUAUGGGAGAUAAGUCUCCAAUUAUGCUUCUUGUCGGUCCUCCUGGGACUGGAAAGACCAGUCUUGCCAAAUCCGUGGCCACAGCACUUGGUCGCAAAUUCCAUCGCAUUUCUCUUGGAGGCGUAAGAGACGAAGCUGAGAUUCGCGGCCAUCGCAGGACAUAUGUCGCUGCUAUGCCUGGCCUUAUUGUGAAUGGCCUAAAGAAAGUGGGCGUUGCCAACCCAGUCUUCCUGCUUGAUGAGAUUGACAAAGUGGGCGGCUCCAAUUUCCAUGGCGAUCCAUCAGCUGCAAUGUUAGAAGUGCUUGACCCUGAGCAAAACCACAGCUUCUCAGACCACUACAUCAACAUCCCCAUCGACCUGAGUAAAAUAUUGUUUAUCGCCACUGCAAACUCUCUGGAUACCAUCCCCCCUCCGUUGUUGGAUCGUAUGGAGACAAUCCAACUUUCAGGCUAUACAACAGUCGAGAAGAACCAUAUCGCAUCCCGCCAUCUCGUCCCCAAACAGAUCCGUACCAACGGUCUCUCAGAUGGCCAAGUCAUCCUCUCUGACGAUGUUCUCGAGAAAAUCAUAGCAGCCUACACCCGCGAAUCAGGAGUACGCAAUCUCGAGCGCGAAAUUGGCUCCGUCUGCCGCUACAAGGCCGUCCAGUACGCCGAAGCCCGAGACGCAGGCAAGGAAGAAACCUACAACCCCAACGUCUCCAUCGAAGAUCUCGACGAGAUCCUCGGCAUUGAGCGCUUCGACGAGGAAAUCGCCGAAAAGCACGCGCGUCCGGGCAUCGUAACGGGUCUCGUCGCCUACUCCACGGGCGGACAGGGUAGCAUCCUCUUCAUCGAAGUCGCCGAUAUGCCAGGGAACGGCCGCGUACAGCUAACGGGGAAACUGGGCGAUGUGCUAAAAGAAUCUGUCGAAGUGGCUCUUACAUGGGUGAAAGCGCAUUCGUAUGACUUGGCCCUCACCCACGACCCGAAUGAGGAUAUCAUGAAACAUCGCAGCUUGCAUGUGCACUGCCCGUCCGGCGCGAUUCCGAAAGAUGGACCCUCUGCUGGACUUGCACAUACGAUUGCUUUGAUAUCGUUGUUCUCUGGCAAGACAGUGCCCCCAGACGUCGCUAUGACGGGUGAGAUAUCGCUGCGGGGCCGCGUGAUGCCUGUUGGAGGCAUCAAGGAGAAACUUAUCGGCGCGCACCGUGCGGGUGUGAAGACAGUUCUGCUCCCGGAACACAAUCGUAAGGAUGUAAGGGAUGUACCCGCGGAGGUUAAGAAUAGUUUGGAGAUUGUGCACGUCAAUCACAUCUGGGAAGCAAUCCGACACAUCUGGCCGCAGGGUCACUGGCCAGGCGAACACACUCCCGUUUUUCAGAGUAGACUAUAA